UUUCAGUUCUUCAGUUCUGUAAUUAAUGGUAUUUUUUCAAAUCCACCUGUUCCAAUCGAAUGAAAACUGAGGAGAACAACAUUUAUUUAUUAAGGAUACAGAAAACAAAAGGAAGAGGAAGAGGAAUUGGAAUUGGAAUUUUGCAGAGAAGAUGCAUAAAAGCUAAGCAAGUGGAGUACUGACUACUGAGGAAGUGAGGAGUCUACAAGAUACGGAAGUAGCAGUGAAGAAAGUGGUAGAAAAUUAUAAUUAAGGUAGAAAGAAUCAUUGAAUCCAAUUCAAUAAUUCAAUCACAGCGGAGAAAAUGGCAGCGAACGUAGCGUGUUGCGGGGCAAAGUUCUCUCUCUACCUGUUGCUGAUCGUAGGACUAGUGUGCUUCGCCGGUCUGAUGGCGGGUCUCACCCUGGGUCUCAUGUCUCUCGGCCUCGUGGACCUCGAAGUCCUUAUCAAGUCUGGCCGUCCCAAGGACCGCAUCUAUGCCGCAAAAAUAUUUCCGGUUAUUAAGAGGCAGCAUCUCUUACUAUGUACGCUGUUGAUUGGCAACUCCUUGGCAAUGGAGGCUCUCCCUAUUUUCUUGGACGCGCUUGUACCCCCUUGGGCAGCCAUACUCAUAUCUGUUACUUUGAUCCUCGUGUUUGGAGAGAUACUGCCACAGGCAGUCUGUACGCGUUACGGCAUGGCGGUGGGAGCAACAUUGGCACCCCUUGUCCGUGUUCUUCUUUUGCUGUUCUUCCCCGUUGCUUACCCAAUUAGUAAGCUUCUGGAUUGGAUGUUGGGUAAGGGGCAUGCUGUCCUUUUACGGCGAGCAGAGCUUAAGACGUUUGUGGAUUUUCAUGGGAACGAGGCUGGAAAAGGUGGAGACUUAACGCAUGAUGAGACUACCAUAAUUGCUGGUGCUCUUGAAUUGACAGAAAAGGCUGCAAAAGAUGCCAUGACCCCCAUUUCCAAAGUGUUCUCCCUGGAUCUAGAUGACACUCUUGAUUCGGAGACAUUGAAUGCAAUAAUGAUGAAGGGUCAUAGUAGAGUUCCUAUUUACGUGGGGAAUCCAACUAAUAUAAUUGGACUUAUCCUGGUAAAAAAUCUGUUGACAGUUGACCCAAAAGAUGCAGUUCCUUUGAGAAAAAUGAUCAUAAGAAAAAUUCCAAGGGUUUCAGAAAACAUGCCUCUUUAUGAUAUUCUGAAUGAAUUUCAGAAAGGUCACAGCCACAUAGCUGUUGUAUCAAAGGAACUUAAUGAUACAAAAGAGACACCAAAGGAAACUAAAGAGGUGCAAAAUAUGGAGAGUAAGGUGAACAAUAAAAAGCAGAUGGCCCCACCUGAUACAACAAUGUUAAAUGAAGGUAUAACUAGGAAGGAUGGUGAUCAGAAGUUAACAAAUCGUCCCGCAGCUAUUCCAGGCUUAAAGAAGGGGCAUAGAGGUUGUUCACAUUGCAUUCUGGAUCUCGAUAAUGCUCCACUUCCAGAAAUCCCACCCAAUCAAGAGGUUGUUGGUGUAAUUACUAUGGAGGAUGUGAUUGAAGAACUUUUACAGGAGGAGAUAUUGGAUGAAACUGAUGAAUACAUUAACGUUCACAACAGGAUAAAGGUGAACAUGCAAGCAUCUCAAGGGAAAGUGCUCCAGGCGGCUUCAUCAGAAUCCAUCAUACUUUAGCACCAAUUGCCUGCACAUCUAUGCCAACAUCCCCAAUGUUCAGGAGCAACUAUAGCUCUCAGCAUUCCCCUACCUCACCUAUUCUUGUGU
Telopea speciosissima is the source of this 1741-nucleotide messenger RNA. Its product is annotated as DUF21 domain-containing protein At1g47330-like. The coding region runs from base 305 to 1651 and encodes 448 amino acids. The record is from RefSeq and is a predicted model, not a curated record. Gene Ontology annotation, cellular component: intracellular membrane-bounded organelle. Lineage: Eukaryota; Viridiplantae; Streptophyta; Magnoliopsida; Proteales; Proteaceae. The transcript is spliced from 12 exons. Gene Ontology annotation, biological process: magnesium ion homeostasis.